AUGGGGCUGGAGCUCCUAAAGGAGCAUCCUACGGCAAUUGCGGAGCUACAGGAAGUCUCGGUUGCCAAUUUGCUUCUGUAUGCAGAUGACUGUUUCCCAUGUUCACAAGAUCAGUACCCAAACCAAGCUCACAACCUUUGCAUUCCAAAACUCAUCACAUUUUUGUCUCAUGAAGAGUCUCUGGGAAUUAGCCUGACAGCUAUUGCUUCCUUCUUUUCUUUCAUCUCAGUUAUGGUCCUGGGAAUCUUCAUUAAGCAUCGGGACACCCCCAUUGUCAAAGCCAACAACCGGAACCUCACCUACAUUCUUCUCAUUGCUCUCCUCCUCUCCUUCCUUUGCACUUUCCUCUUCAUUGGGCAACCAAAUCAGGUGAAUUGUCUCAUGCGACAAACUUCUUUUGGCAUCAUCUUCUCUGUAGCUCUUUCUUGCAUAUUGGGGAAAACAAUCAUAGUGGUCCUUGCUUUCAUGGCCACCAAGCCCGGAUCCAAAAUGAGGAAAUGGGUGGGGAAAAGGCUGGCCAACGCUAUAGUUCUUUCAUGCUCUUUGACACAAUUCUCCAUUUGUGCAGUGUGGUUGGCAAUUUCCCCCCCAUUCCCGGAUUCUGACAUGCACUCCAUGGCUGAAGAAAUUGUCCUAGAAUGUAAAGAAGGUUCAACCACUAUGUUUUAUACUGUUCUUGGUUUUUUGGGAUUCUUGACUGCUGUCAGCUUCUCAGUAGCCUUCCUAGCUAGGAAGUUACCCGACAGCUUUAAUGAAGCCAAAUUUAUCACCUUCAGCAUGUUGGUCUUUUGUAGUGUCUGGAUAUCCUUUGUUCCCACCUAUUUGAGUACAAAGGGAAAAUACAUGGUAGCUGUUGAAAUCUUUUCCAUUUUGGCUUCUGCAGCUGGAUUACUGGGUUGCAUCUUUUCCCCUAAAUGUUACAUUAUUAUUCUGAGGCCUGAUUUGAACAGAAAGGAACAGCUGACAAAAAAAUGAAACCGAUUUAUUUGGUCCACUAUAAGUUCUCUAAAUUGUGACAGAAUCCUCAUUUGCCUCAUUAAAUUGCUACUGACCAUCUUGAAUAACUGAUUGAAAACUAAAACUUUAAACCAAAAGUAUGCAGUUGUGAAAUAUAACAUUUUGAAUGCAAUUCUUAUAGCAAGUUACCUAUAUAACCCUGGCCAAACUGAUUGGCUUUGGGUAUUUUUCAUCCCUAGUUCUGCAUUAUCGGUUCAUGACUCCCUGUGCUUUGUUACUCCAGACCUGGGUAUCUCUCAUCUGGACUAUUGCAUCUACAUGAAGCUACCCUUGCGGUCUCCUCAAAAGCUUUAGCUGGUGCCUAGUGCAGA
Messenger RNA from Pantherophis guttatus, 1328 nucleotides. Lineage: Eukaryota; Metazoa; Chordata; Lepidosauria; Squamata; Colubridae. The record is from RefSeq and is a predicted model, not a curated record.